GUCAGCUGAUCAAUCCCGUUCCUGCUUGCUGCUGCACAGUAGUCGAGAGAAUGUCAGGCAAAGAUAAAUUACCAAUUUUCCCCUCUAGGGGGGCCCAGAUGUUGAUGAAAUCUCGCUUACAAGGAGCGCAAAAAGGACAUGGUUUACUAAAGAAAAAGGCAGAUGCAUUGCAAAUGCGUUUUAGGAUGAUCUUGGGGAAAAUUAUAGAAACCAAAACUUUGAUGGGUGAAGUAAUGAAGGAAGCUGCUUUUUCAUUGGCAGAAGCAAAGUUUGCUACAGGAGACUUCAAUCAGGUGGUUUUGCAAAAUGUGACGAAAGCACAGAUCAAAAUUCGUUCCAAGAAGGAUAAUGUUGCCGGCGUAAAUCUACCGAUAUUCGAAUCCUAUCAGGAUGGAACUGAUACUUAUGAAUUGGCGGGUCUGGCAAGAGGUGGUCAACAAUUAGCCAAACUAAAGAAAAAUUAUCAACGGGCAGUGAAAUUGCUGGUAGAAUUGGCAUCUUUGCAAACGAGUUUUGUCACUCUGGACGAAGUUAUCAAGAUCACGAAUCGGCGUGUUAAUGCUAUCGAACACGUUAUCAUCCCUCGAAUUGAGAGAACUCUAGCCUAUAUUAUUUCGGAGCUUGACGAACUUGAAAGAGAAGAGUUCUAUCGUCUAAAAAAGAUUCAAGAUAAGAAGAAGAUCGCUAAGGCAAAGCUUGAAGCGGAAAGAGCAGUACUUAUUGCAGCUGGGCAUGAUUUAGAAGCUACAAAUCUGCUCGACGAGAGUGACGAUGAUGUGCUGUUUUAAAUACUGUAAAUACAUUAAAAAUGUUAAGAUGUUAAUAAUCCCAAAAAGAUGAAAAGAAACUCUUUUCUUCCCAUUUAAAAUUUAUUAUGAUUUUACAUUAUGGCACAAUGAUAGUCUUAUUUGUAUACAUAUUUUAGAAAAUAUUAUUGGGAGCUUUUUUCCUUGUAAUUUUGAGAAAACAACUUCUUUGAACUUACUGUUUUUAA
This is a messenger RNA of Camponotus floridanus (Florida carpenter ant), 994 nucleotides long. RefSeq names its product V-type proton ATPase subunit D (gene Vha36-1). Gene Ontology annotation, cellular component: proton-transporting V-type ATPase complex. The transcript has 4 exons. Gene Ontology annotation, molecular function: proton-transporting ATPase activity, rotational mechanism. Lineage: Eukaryota; Metazoa; Arthropoda; Insecta; Hymenoptera; Formicidae. Bases 51 to 788 code for a protein of 245 amino acids. The record is from RefSeq and is a predicted model, not a curated record.